AUGAAGUUCGCUCUCGUCGCCUCUGCCCUCUCCGCCGCGGUCGCCUUCGCCGCUCCCGCUGAGCAAGUCUGUGAGAACGGCGGCAACUGCUACGCCGCGGUCCACGGCUGGGGCGGAUACAUCCAGUACGAGAAGUACCAGGGCAACCUCAUGGAGGCCUGCCGCAACGACCAGAACGCCAUCGGCGGCACCGGCAACCUCUGGGGCACGAAGGCUUGCGUAGCCGUCGCCACGAGCAGCACAAAGAUUGGCCCCGAGACCGUCCAGGGCCUCGCGAGCUGUGGCAACCAGAACCUCACCUGCACGUGGGAGGAGCCGAACCUCGACUACAACCUCUACGCCAGCAUCGUCGGUGACUGCGCCUGGGAGCCCAACGGCUGCCCCAUUACGCAGCAGAACUACAUCGACUUCAUCUACGCCACCUUGAGCGAGAUCGGCUCCGGCGACUGGCCCAGCAGCACCGACGCUCUGCUCACCGAUGGCUGGAACUCUCUCCUCGACUGGACCAAGACCGGCGACACCAUCCCCUACACCAACUUCAACGACUACCUCCACUAUGCGUGA
Molecule: messenger RNA, 564 nt
Organism: Schizophyllum commune H4-8
Lineage: Eukaryota; Fungi; Basidiomycota; Agaricomycetes; Agaricales; Schizophyllaceae
Exons: 4
Coding region: 1-564 (187 amino acids)
Source: RefSeq, a predicted model, not a curated record